Messenger RNA from Trypanosoma conorhini, 312 nucleotides. RefSeq lists its product as uncharacterized. The annotation marks the transcript as partial. Lineage: Eukaryota; Euglenozoa; Kinetoplastea; Trypanosomatida; Trypanosomatidae. The record is from RefSeq and is a predicted model, not a curated record. The transcript has a single exon.
AUGCCUUCAGCGUGCUCCGCGGCGACGCCAUGUGUGCGUGCGGGGGUUCAAUGCGUCUGCGUCUCCGCCGCGCGCCAGCGCCGGUCCCACGCCGCUCGCAUCGCGCCGCAGUACUCGACGCAGUCGUCGAGGGUCGCCAGCUCCUCCGCGGUGAGACGCCCGCAGACGUCAUUCCACCCCGCCGCGACGGCGACCACGUCGUCGAUGCCCACCAGCUCCUCUGCGUGGGGGAAGAGGCGGGGGCGGGGACGGUGGACACCGCCAGGCCGCCGACGCCCAUCGCCAAUGGCCCGCGCGAUGAGGUCGCCAUCG